CAGCUUGCCGGUAUUGUGCGACAGUAAAGGGAAUCGGCAGCCCACUCGAGAGUCCGGCUCUGUUUUUAGGGGGUUGGUUUGAUUCUAGUUUAAAUAACAUUAUUGCGAUUUAUUUACAGCGAUAAACAACACCGAAUAACUAAACAUCAAAGUGGUAAAGUGCUCAGAUUAUACUGUUUUAUAAAGAGGUGAAGGAAUCACGGGUGAGAGCGCCGUGCAUGAGGAGCUGCAGUGUGUGUGUGUUUUAUACUAACACUCUGCUGUGUAGUCAUUUAUACACACACACACACACACACACACACACACACUGAGCUGUAAUAAAGAGAAAAGUGUGUGUUGCACGGUGUGUUGAGUCGCAGAGAUAAAAAUAGCUUUGGAGCUGAAUCACACUGAGAUCCCUCCAGCUGGCACAGGAUGGGAGAGGCGGUGGCGAACGUGGCGAGGAGGAUCAACACGACGAUGGAGGACGGGUUAGACACGCUGGAUCUCUCGGACUGUAAUCUGAUCAGUUUUCCUGAUGGUGUGUUGAAAAUGAUCCGGAGCUGCGCAGAUCAGAUACACAACAUCUCUCUGGCGAACAACAAACUGAAGACUUUAGGUGGAAAGUUUUUCAGCAUGUUCCCCCAGCUGAGAGAGUUGGAUUUGCAGGGAAACACUCUGACUAAACUCCCAGAUGCUGUUGGAGAGAUGCAGAAUCUCAUCAGCAUCGAUUUAUCCAACAAUAACUUCAGUGUUUUUCCUGAACAACUACUGAAUAUACAAACAGUACAGAACAUCAACAUAUCAGGAAACCAGAUCUCAGAGGUCCCGUGGGAGCGAUUGUGUGUCAUGUCCUCCCUGAAAACUGUGGAUUUGAGAUCUAACCCGAUUACUUCACCACCCCAGACUCCACAGAACUUUACUGUCCUCACAUAGACACCCAGACACCAACAUCUGCAGCUCACGCUGGACUGGAUGAGGAUCUCACUGGAGUAAAUCUCCAUCCAGGGCUACAGCUGAUAUCUUGUGCUACUGUGAUCAUUAUUAUGCAAAAUAGUACAGAAAUAAAGGUUAUUAUAUUUACCACAGGUGGGGUAAUAUGCUGUUAGUGUUAUAGUUGUGUGGUGUUUAUUGGGGUAGAAGAUUCGGGAUAUAGCGUGUUAUUGUGAACUCAAAGGUGAACCUGAAGGUUAAACAAUUUGGUUCAGAUUCUGGUUCUGGUUUGAUGCUGCUGUUUCUGCACUAAAUAAAUAUUAA
This is a messenger RNA of Hemibagrus wyckioides, 1236 nucleotides long. It is a transcript of the gene lrrc20, whose product is annotated as leucine rich repeat containing 20. The transcript has 5 exons. Gene Ontology annotation, molecular function: protein binding. The coding region runs from base 415 to 915 and encodes 166 amino acids. NCBI's taxonomy places the organism in Eukaryota, Metazoa, Chordata, Actinopteri, Siluriformes, Bagridae. The record is from RefSeq and is a predicted model, not a curated record.